UCACUCCCCCUUAAAAGUCAAUGCCAUUUUAUGAACAACCCCUAAAAAUAAGAGAUUGUAGUAGGACACUUCCUUCAUUCCGAUAAAAGUCAUCGUAAAAUAGAAAAUAAUCGCAAUCGCAUACGUAAUCGUGUAAUAGCUUUCGAGUCGACUAGAAACAAAAACAUGGGAUUAUUCGUUGUAUUAUCUAGUCUGAAAAAUUGUCACUUUUUACCAAAUCAAUUAGUGAAGUGGAAAGUGGUGCUACUGCUAAGUUUAACCACUUUAUUGAUCGUAUACGUUAGAGUGUUAUAUCUGAGUCCCAUGGUACCUGUAUAUCCAAUCGAUCUAUCAAAACUAAACCAAACAAUCAACCAAUCUCAUCAUCGUCCGAAAACGAAAGUUACUUUUAUGAACAAAGAUCUGUGUGUGUCACCUCCCAUUCAAAAUAAAAAUCUGAAAACUGCAGUGAUUGUAGUACUGUCAGCUAGAACAAAUUUCAAUCAAAGAAAUUUAGUGCGCCAGACCUAUGGUUCUGUUAAAUAUGCAAACAAUGUGCAAAUUCUAGCAUUGAUUUUUAUGCUGUCUCAAUCGGGCGCACAAGCCAAUAAUGAGGCUGAGAAUAAAAAGCUAGAAGUGGAACGAGAACAGUUUGGAGACACCAUGAUGGGAGAUUUUGUUGAUUCGUACAGGAACUUGACGCUCAAAACGAUUAUGGCCUACGAGUGGCUAACUGAACAUUGUCGACAAGCUCAAUUUGUGGUGAAAACCGAUGAUGAUGUCAUCGUUAACAUUUUUGAACUAACUAAUAAAAUGGAUUCAUUCUCACCGGCUGACAUGGCAUCGUCGAACAUUUGGUGCUGGAUACAUUUUAACGAAGAUACAAUCAAAAAUGAGACCAGCAGAUUUUAUGCUCCCGCCGUGGAUUUUCCCAGCGGCAAGUUCCCCGAACAUUGCGGUGGAGUUGGUUACAUAACACCAUUUGGGGUGAUCGAACGGAUUAUGAACGACAUUUCGAAUUCAUUUCCCGGGAGAGUUUCUACUCAUGAAGAUGUGUUUAUAACAGGAGUUGUACCGGCGCACAUCAAUUCAAUGGCAAGCUAUCUCUGGCCAAACCCUGAGCCCAUCAAACGUGUUAAUGAGCUGCAGUCGGUCAGCUAUGUUUUUCAAAAUGGACGAGACGAUAAAGACGAUUUUAUGAAGAAUUUUGUCAAAAAUGCCACCAUGGACACGGAAGUUAAAAAUUUGGAUACUUUUCGGGAACGGUUCGGCAAACGAAUUUUCUUCCUAAUUUCUCAUAAUAAAGAGUUUGAAAUGAUUUAUCGGCGAUUAUGGGAAAUAAUAAAGAAAACUUUUUCAACAUAAGAGAAACUUUGUAUUCACUGGACGUAAGUGGAACGGGCUUUUUUGUGCGAAUCC
This is a messenger RNA of Bradysia coprophila, 1398 nucleotides long. Its product is annotated as beta-1,3-galactosyltransferase 1-like. Gene Ontology annotation, biological process: protein O-linked glycosylation. Gene Ontology annotation, molecular function: hexosyltransferase activity. NCBI's taxonomy places the organism in Eukaryota, Metazoa, Arthropoda, Insecta, Diptera, Sciaridae. Gene Ontology annotation, cellular component: Golgi membrane. The record is from RefSeq and is a predicted model, not a curated record.